AUGAAGGAUGAACAUGUCUUCCUGUUAACACGACUCAUCGUUGGGGUCAUCUUGAGAUACGGGACUCCUUCGACCAGUGGCCAUGAUAAACCCUUCAGCUGCUCGCAGGAGAGCCGCCCAUUCACAACCCUGUUGGUUAACAUCAGCGGCAAGUUCUUUGAGUAUACUCUCAAAGGGGAGAUAAGCCCUGGGAAGAUCCACAACGUGGAGCAAAACGACAUGUUGCGAAAGGUAACAUUUGACCCAGAAGUUUUUUUCAACAUUCUGUUGCCUCCUAUUAUUUUUCAUGCUGGUUAUAGCCUGAAGAAGAGACACUUUUUCAGGAAUUUGGGCUCGAUUUUGGCUUAUGCCUUUUUAGGAACAGCAGUCUCUUGUUUUAUUAUUGGGAAUCUCAUGUAUGGUGUUGUGAAAUUAAUGAAGUUGGUGGGACAGCUGUCUGAUAAGUUCUACUAUACAGACUGCCUCCUUUUUGGAGCAAUAAUAUCUGCCACUGAUCCAGUUACCGUGCUAGCAAUAUUUAAUGAGCUGCAUGCUGAUGUCGAUCUCUAUGCCCUUCUGUUUGGGGAGAGUGUUUUGAAUGAUGCUGUUGCCAUUGUAUUAUCUUCAUCUAUAGUCGCCUACCAGCCAACAGGGGAAAAUACCCAUGCUUUUGAUGCGGCAGCAUUUUUCAAAUCAGUUGGUGUUUUCCUGGGAAUAUUCAGUGGCUCUUUCAUGAUGGGAGCAGUGACGGGUGUUGUGACAGCUCUGGUGACCAAGUUUACCAAGUUGCACUGCUUCCCCCUGCUGGAAACAGCUCUCUUCUUCCUGAUGUCCUGGAGCACUUUCUUACUAGCAGAAGCUUGCGGAUUUACUGGUGUAGUAGCUGUCCUCUUCUGUGGAAUUACCCAGGCUCACUAUACAUACAAUAACUUGUCAGUUGAAUCAAGAAGUCGUACUAAACAGCUCUUUGAGGUAUUGCACUUCCUGGCUGAGAACUUCAUAUUUUCAUAUAUGGGUCUGGCGCUGUUUACUUUCCAGAAACACAUAUUCAGCCCAGUUUUCAUCAUUGGAGCUUUUGUUGCAAUCUUUCUGGGCAGAGCUGCACACAUCUACCCUCUCUCCUUCUUAUUGAAUCUGGGCAGAAGGCAUAAGAUCAGCUGGAGCUUUCAGCACAUGAUGAUGUUUUCAGGUCUCCGGGGAGCCAUGGCAUUUGCUCUGGCCAUCCGAGAUACUGCUACUUACUCGCAUCAGAUGAUGUUCUCAACGACUCUCCUUAUCGUCUUCUUCACCGUCUGGAUUGUGGGGGGAGGCACAACCCCCAUGCUCUCCUGGCUGAACAUCAGAGUCGGUGACCACGUUGCAUCGGUGGAAGAGAUGAACGAAAGCCGCUGGCUGUAUUUCAGAGUUGGAGUUGACCCAGAUCAGGAUCCUCCACCUACUAAUGACAGCUUUCAAGUCUUACAAGGAGAUGGCCCAGAUUCUGAAAGAAGGAACAGGACAAAGCAGGAAAGUGCUUGGCUCUUCAGGCUGUGGUAUAGCUUUGACCAUAAUUAUUUAAAGCCAAUUCUCACUCACAGCGGCCCUCCGUUAACCACAACUCUGCCGAGCUGGUGUGGUCUGGUAGCUCGCUGUCUGACAAGUCCUCAGGUUUAUGAUAAUCAAGAACAACUUAGAGAAGAGGAUUCUGACUUUAUUCUGAAUGAUGGUGACCUCACUGUGACAUACGGUGAUACCACGAUAACUGCUAAUGGUUCUUCUGGCCCUCAUACAGCUACCACCAGCCUCGAUGGCAGGAGAACAAAAAGUAGCUCAGAGGAGGCUCUGGAACGUGAUUUGGGAGCAGCUGAUCAUGAAGUCGCGAGCAGGGGCACCCGGCUAGUGUUUCCUCUGGAAGACAACGCGUGAUUACGGACUCAGCAAACACAGCUCCUGCUCUGCUGAUGGAUCAAGGAAGACUGCAGGCCACCGUGUCACUUGAGGUGGGGGUGUUUAUCUAAACAAGCUAACACGUCUAAGUGCUUUUACUAUGGUCUGAAGAUGUCAAACUUGACCUGUUUUUUUACUCGAAAUGCUGACAGUGGGGUUUUCUAAAUGUCUUGAAAACAGACAAAUUUGGAAACCGGUCAUUCCCUUCUCUCAAACCACAUACUGAAUCUGAGUACACGUAGCAUGCUGCAAUUGUGUUGUUCAGCUGCAGCUGCAGCAGCGCUCUCGGGGGAGAGGUGUGUGAAAACAUUGCCACAGAACUGAGCUUGUCUUGGUUUAGCUUGGGAAUGCAGGAGAGGAAAUAGAGACAAGAUGAUUAUUAUGAGAUAAAAAGGGAUGUGUGUGUAUUAUCUGAGUGUGGAGAGAUGCACUCUUCAUUUCUCCAGUGAGCUUCAGGAAACUAGACAUAAAA
Molecule: messenger RNA, 2377 nt
Organism: Tinamus guttatus (white-throated tinamou)
Lineage: Eukaryota; Metazoa; Chordata; Aves; Tinamiformes; Tinamidae
Source: RefSeq, a predicted model, not a curated record